CAAAGACAUAAAUACGUAAAUCACGCAAUGCUCUGUUAAAAUUUUAAGCAAAUCAUAAAGAGCCCAGUGACUAUUUUGUUGAGCCAAAUGCGAUAUUACAGUCCUGGCUUGUAAAAGGAAAAUUACAUUGCUAAUGGCGCCACCCACAGGCGACUUAUGUUGAGAACACUUGAUUAUAAGCGGAGUUGACUUUACAGUCUUAGGAAUGAACUGUAAGACCAAGUUUCAAGAUUCGCAACGAAAGAUAUGUUAUAUUUUAUUUUUAAGCAUACGUUUAGUUCAUAAUCACAUGUUGUACAUAAUUAAUCUCCUGUAGCCUACUACUGGAGAGCUUUAAUAUAUUUAAACGCACUGCUUUGUUACAGCCUUAAAAAAUAUACAAUAGAAAUGUGCAUGCUGCAAAGGAAAAUGAAUCAACACACUAUAUUACAUUAUAUUAUUAGAUUAUAUUGUGAGUACAAUAGAAUACAUAUUUAAUUUCAUGAAUUGCAUUCUGUAACAAUGAUUAUGUUGUAAGCUGUGUACACACAAAGCAAAAAUGUAUCUUUAAGAUGUUUAAUAACUAACAGCUGAUUAAUACAGAAGUUGAUACAAAAUACAUGUUAUAUUAUAUUAUGCCAAAAGUGACUGAAAUAAACUGUAAAUAGGAUGCUUACUGCUGAAAUAGUAUCCCUAAGUUUAACAUUUCGUUUUACAGAACUUGUUACAGCUUCAAUACUCUAAAAAGGAUAAUGCAUAAAACAUAAAUAACUGAAUAAAAACAUAAAUCAUGAAUUUUUAAUUAUUUCAAUUUGGGCCAAAAAUGAUAUAAAGCUCAUAAAGAUCAAAAUGAUAUAAAAGAUGACAAUUGGAGGUUUGAUCAUCAUUACAAUACUCAACACAGACUUAAAGGUUCAGAAAAAGCAAGAGCUCAGUCCAGAGGGUGUAUGCAGGUUAAGUAUCCUAACAUUUCGCCUCAUCAGCCUAUUAAGCCCUACAGGUGGCCUGACUAGGGUUCUGUUCACCAUCAAAAAGUAUGAUCUCACAGAGCAAUAAAAUGAUUCACCGCGUAACUCAAGGCACAUGGAGAUGUGGUUGAAGAGGCUAGUGUUGUGGUGCAGGUUGAAUAAGUCUUCCCUCUACAGUAAACUGAAGCUCAGUGUAAACCUCCAACCUCUUGGAUAUCAGAGUAUAGUAAAGCACAGGAGCUGGUAAACCAAUGUACUGUCCCUAAAAUGUGAUUGUUAUCUGUGCCAGACACAACAACACCUGCUGUCAUACAUCACUCCCAGCGUAUUUUUUUAUUUAGUUAUUUUUGUUUUGUUUUGUGGCUAAACUGUCACGGUAUCCUCUCGCAUUAUUCAAGGACUUCCUGCAAGUCUUUAGCGGUAAGCUUGAAUAAUUUCUCCUGUCUAUUUGAUUGAUGCAGGGGCUUUAUGUGAAGGAAGGAAAAGUCUACUUCUUGUGGCGCAGUCAAUAACACUAAUUAAAGAUGUGCUAUCUUGGGCAUAUGACAGGACAUGUUGUGCAGGAGACCCAGUGCAGGUUAUUCACAAAAGCUGUGAGCUGUCGUCUUCCUUUUGUUUGUAUUUUAGGACGGCUUUAACUAAGGUAGUCAGAGUUGCUGGCCUGACCAGGAGGGGUAAUUGCUUGGUUGCAACCAAGGCAACAAGAAAACAGUUCUCAGUCGAGGAGCUGUGGAGAGCCUGGCAACUGCAAAGCUCAGUAAACACAGACAUUCGUAACAUGGGUCGAAAUGAUUCUGUAGCAUGUAAAAGCAGCGGGCGGGGAUGCUGAACGAAUACUCAAAUGCAUUCUGAAUUACAGAGAAAUGGUCGCUGAGGAAAGGGGAGCUGGGCCACAAACUGAGCAUUGAUUCAGAGGAACAUUAUCAACUCCACAAUGAAAGAUUUUGUCCUGUCAUUGCUGAGUCGUGGGUAUGGCCAAAUUGUGCCAAAUGAAGACGGUCAUGAUGGAAGACUGGAGGUCUAUUUUGAACCACAGGAUUACUUCAACUGGAAAUCCCAGCCUCCACUGCUGCGUCUUACCAGCAGUGGCCGUAUUUUUGGAGGACUCGAGCCUGCGCCUCCGAAAACCUACAGUACAAGGAGAGGGCCUCUUAUUCUGUAUUCAGAGGACCUUGCACUGGCAUACCGAUCUGGCCAGGUUAACAGGAAGAGAAAGGCUCCAAGCUGCCCAAAACAGGAAGCUGAGAAGCAGCUGCACACACUGCAAGACCUGACUGGAGCAAUUUUGGCUUUUGGAAAAAGGAAGGUUGGAUCUCUUGCUGGUGUAACACACCCCUUAUUGCCAGAUAAACAUGUUAUACAGAACAUCAACAUGCAUCACAGACCUGGAGAGAAGAACUAUAAUUCAAGCCAGGUUAAAGGAGAAAACACUAAUCAGAUCAGAUACCAGCCACGUUUCCUCUGUUCCCCUCGGCCCAACAGGGCAGACCUGGGUCCUCUACCACCCAUAACGGAUGGUUUGGUACAUGUACAAAUCCAGGAGAAAACUCAGGCGGCAUCAGAUGAACAAAUGACCUUUAAGACCAAAGAACAGAAAGACCAGAAACCGAAAGAGAGAAAAAGACCAGUAAAGAGUCUCAGGAUAGCAGCUGACCCAUGCAGAGCUCACAUGAGUCCGAUUCCUGAGUCAGAACCUGCACAUCAGACUGAAGAUCAAACAGUGUUUCCAGCAACCAGAAAAAUCACCGCUACAAUACUCCCACAUCUGAUUGACCAUCCCAAGGAUCUAAACGGCCGUGGGAAGCACAGCCGGAUGGAGAGUGGAGGUGGUGUUGGAGAGAUGUGCACUCUGAGGUCAGUGUAUGUGGAUUCGUCUUUGGAAUGCAGCCCACUCUCACGGGUCAACUACUACGGUGGACACAUGGAGGGAUCUCGCCAGAUGAAACAUUGCGGAGGUGAAACUCACAUGAGGAGAGUAAAUAUAGAAACAGAUCCCAGCUUCACCGUUUUCCACUUACCACCCAUUAACCAGAGUCCACUGGUCAACUCAAGCUCUGACAUCACUUUAACAAUGGUAAGAAUUCAGUAUUUGGCAAUGCAAUCCAAAAAACCGUCUGAAGACACAUUUAUCUCAACCAUAACCUUAAACCGAUGUACUUCUUAUAAACAAACCUAAAAAAAUCUUCAUCUCAUUUUCCACUUUUAACUUCUGUGAUGAUAACAUCUUGACAAAAUUUGUCAAACAUUUUCAAAAUAUUAGUGAAGUAUGUAUUGUAAGAACACCUGGGGCUCUUAUUCAAGCGCAAACCUCAAAAUCACUCUUUACUAUAAAUAAA
Molecule: messenger RNA, 3283 nt
Organism: Cyprinus carpio (common carp)
Lineage: Eukaryota; Metazoa; Chordata; Actinopteri; Cypriniformes; Cyprinidae
Exons: 8
Coding region: 1882-3123 (413 amino acids)
Source: RefSeq, a predicted model, not a curated record